AUGCAAGGCAACUCCUUCCAAGGGUCUAUGCCUUCAACUUUACGUUUCUCGAAAGGUAUUCAAGUAUUAGAUCUUUCACACAUUAAUUUGCCAGGCAAGAUUCCUAAAUAUCUAGUAGACUUCCAGCUGAAGAUAUUAAACCUAUCCUCUAAUGAUUUUGAUGGUGUGGUACCAAUCAAAGGCAUCUUCAAGAAUGCAAUUGCAACUUUGCUUAUGGGAAAUAGAGUAAUUUUGGCACUAUCUUUAUUGCUUCAGGAAGUCAAGAAGUCAAGAAGAGAGAUAUUUUUUAGUCAAUUAGAGAAUUCUCUUUUGAAAGUUUCUUAUCAGAGUCUCCUUAAAGCUACCAAAGGGUUUUCUUUAGACAAUUUAAUGGGUGUAGGAAAUUUUAGUUCUGUGUAUAAAGGAGUUCCUGAUCAGGAUGAAACUUUUGUUGCGGUGAAGGUACUGAACCUUUCGCGCCAAGGGGCAUUCAAGAGUUUGCUUGUUGAGUGUAAGGCCUUAAGGAACAUUAGGAAUCGGAAUCUUGUUAAGGUAAUCACUGCUUGUUCAGGUGUUGAUUACCAAGGGAAUGAUUUUAAGACACUGGUUUAUGAGUUCAUGGCCAAUGGGAACCUAGAAGAGUGGUUGUGGCCAAUUUAA
Molecule: messenger RNA, 639 nt
Organism: Ilex paraguariensis (yerba mate)
Lineage: Eukaryota; Viridiplantae; Streptophyta; Magnoliopsida; Aquifoliales; Aquifoliaceae
Source: the annotation of a GenBank genome assembly